Molecule: messenger RNA, 1866 nt
Organism: Cylicocyclus nassatus
Lineage: Eukaryota; Metazoa; Nematoda; Chromadorea; Rhabditida; Strongylidae
Source: the annotation of a GenBank genome assembly
CAUCGCUCAUGCGACGUCGCGCACGCGGCGAUUAGCGGAAACGCGGCGUAGCGCGCGCGAACUUUGCUGUGCGUUGAAGUUUAUGAAAACUAUUUCCCAAUGAAUUAGAUGUAUAAGCGAGCUGCAUUAUCGUCCCGUCUUCUUACAAAGCGAGAAUGAAAAUAGACCACUUGCUCCGAUUUCUUCGAAAUGACUGCUGUAAGCACCGAGUCUUUCAUCAAUGCGGAGCUAGACUUUGGACUGGAUAUGCUUCGGCAAGUGCCUGCGAAUGCUCAAACGGUUGUCUCUCCUCUUUCCGUCAUUCUUGCUCUGGCUAUGGUUCAAGCAGGAGCGAGAGGACGAACUAGAGCACAAAUAAAUGAGGCUAUUUCUAAUGGAGCAGACAAUGUUGAUAUAGAGAAUUUUUACUCGAAACUCUCACAAGAUGUCUUAAAUGCUACCAACGAUGUCCAAACAAGGAUUGCAAACGCGUUUUACAUGGAUAAACGCUACACUAUUGAGAAACAGUACGAAGCCACAAUCAGGAAGAAAUAUUCUGCUAAGGUGGAAGCGCUUGAUUUUGAAACACCAAAGGCUACUGCUCAGAUUAUCGACAAGUUUAUAAGCGACACAACAAAAGGAAAAAUAAAAAAUAUGGUUGAUGGGAAGAUGGUAAUGGAUGUCUUCUCGCUCAUUGUCAACGCGAUUUACUUCAAAGCCAAGUGGUUGAGGGAUUUUAACAAGGAUUUGACGAAAAAGGCGACUUUUCAUUGUUCGGAGAAUAAGAUAAAGGAGAUAGAAUUCAUGAAUGAAUAUCAGGAAAAUCGUCUAUAUACUGAAAACGAUGAUUUGCAAGUCUUGACGCUUCCUUACAAGGACACCACUUACGCACUGAGUAUACUGCUUCCUAAAAAACGGUUUGCUCUUGCUGAAAUCAGGAACAAGAUCACUGGAUCAACACUUCGAGAAUUAUUGAGACAAGUGAAAAUGGAGUUCGUGACGAUUUCCAUUCCAAAAAUGAAAAUCGAAACAGAGUUUGAGCUGAAAAAAGCAUUGAUCUCGAUGGGUAUCACUGAGAUGUUCACUGACAAUGCUGAUUUCACUGGAAUCACGAAGCGACCUCCACUCAAGGUCUCCGAUGCAGCGCACGGAGCAUUAAUCGAAUUUUUCGCCUUAGGUUUGACAGCAACCCACCUCAACAUGGAUACGAGAGCGCUGUCGCGCCCAAACUUAGAAAGUGCCUCCAUGCAAGUCUCUGAGAUGAACUUUGGUUUAAAUAUGCUUCGGCAAAGUCCUGCAACUGAAUCGAUGGUAGUGUCACCAGUUUCGGUCAUCUUCGCGCUUGCCAUGGUUCAACUAGGUGCGAGAGGGCGUACAAAAAUGCAAAUCAAUCGGGUGAUCGCAGAUGGAGCUACCGAUAAUACCAUAGUAAGCUUCUAUUCGGAUCUUUUCAAGAACAUUAGCGACUCACGUGGACCACAGGCAAGAAUCGCUAAUGGUUUCUUUAUGAACAAGACAUUUCCAAUAAAGGGGGACUAUUCGAGCGUGAUCGCCAAGAAGUAUGGCGCUUCGAUCAAGGCGUACGACUUCAGGCAGUCAGCAAAAACUGCUAGGUUGAUCGAUAAUUUUGUGAGUAAAAAAACUGAUGGGAAAAUCAAGAAUUUCAUUACCAAAUCCGCAGUAGAAGAUGCAGUCGCUCUUAUAAUAAAUGCGAUUUACUUCAAAGCCAAAUGGUACCAUGAGUUUAACAAACGGUCUACAACGAAGGCUGUGUUUUAUCAUUCUGCAGCUAAUGAGGAGAAGAUGAAGUUUAUGAAGGAGUUUGCAAAAAAUCGCUUGUAUGCUGAGAAUGAAGUCGUUCAAGUUUUAUCGCUACCCUAUAAAGAC